AUGGAGGCGGCAACGUCCGAUGUGCGGGUGGAGAACGCCAUACUCCACGGCGGGACUUCUGCAAGGCGGCCCCAGGACCGCAAACGGCAGCAGCAGCACCACCACCGCCAGCCUCAACCACACAACAUCCAGCACCAACACGAAGCAUCCAUCGCCAAGCGACACCCUAGCAAAGUUGCUCCCGUGCCGACGGCCUCGUCUGUGAUUCUGAACGAAGCCAUACGAGGGGGUGACGGCGACGAGAGAGCGACAGGAACGCCAUUUGUAGCUGGACCUGUCCUCGGUUCGUUGCCAGAUGGGUAUGACUUUGUCCAGUCCACGCUGCACAAAUGGGCGGCGGUGCUCACCGACAGCCACAGCGACGAUGAUGACGGAACCCAAGUGUCGAGUGACAAUCAAGUCGAGUCGCUGUACGAACGAUUUGUGGACCCCACGGCUUCCGAGCUGUCGACCAAGACGAGAACGGCCAUUGCCAUGGACCUCGUCUCCGAGAUGAUGUUCAAGAUGCUUCCGUUGACACCAGGAAUGGCCAACGCAGUCGUGCACACCUUGCUGCAUGCCAUCUACGACACCCACGACCCGCACGCAGACUGGCGAGAUCACAGGCUCCACGUCGACAGGAUACCCAUUCAGUCGCCUCCAGCUGUCCAUUCUAUGACCCCCCCGUCCGAUCACUCUUCACAACGCACAGCCACAACGGACAAAGUUCUUCCGGUGCUGGCUCCAUCUAGCGAGCCGCUUUCAACCACCCACUGGAAUCCUCCCUCAACAGACGAGCCGUUGGAUCUGACGUCAUUGGCCCAGCAAUGGAACGACCUUGUGGUUUACCGAUGCCAGACCACUGGGACGUUUGUGGACUGCGUAGACUUGUUGCCUGGCGCCAUCCAGCGAGACUUAGCCCAAGUGCUAGCGACCAAGUGGAUGACCCCACGCGACGACGGACCAUCAACGCAACAACCCCAGUCGAGGCGUCGAAUAAAAACCAACGAAGUGAGCGACAGCGACGGGGAAGUUGGGGGCAGCAACAACAGCGACGACGAAGACAAAGGCUUGACGACGAGUGAUGUUUUGGAAACGACGACAACAUGGGAAGGCGAAGAAGAAGGAGAGCUCGAGGCAGCUGCCGCUUGGGAAGAACAAACUGACUGCAUCGAAGAUGAAAAAGGGGAAGAGGACGGGGGGACUGAAGUUGUCGGCAUCCUCUUGGACGUGUACAGACUUAUGCUUAUCAACAACCCCCGGGCGCAGCGGCAGGCCCGGCAACGUCUGCAGUCUGUGUUGCUGCCACUGGUGGGGGACCUAAGCAGUCGCGGGGGGGGCUUCACAGAGCUGACGGGGGACGCCGACGACGAGGAGUUGAGGCAGCUAGUGGCCCAACUCAUAGAGGACGAUCCGAUUUCGCUCGUCGACCUCGGGCUCACGUAGACAAGUAUAGCGACCGACGUAUUUAUUGAAUAGAAUUGUAACUUAUGAAC
Aphanomyces astaci is the source of this 1475-nucleotide messenger RNA. RefSeq lists its product as hypothetical. NCBI's taxonomy places the organism in Eukaryota, Oomycota, Saprolegniomycetes, Saprolegniales, Verrucalvaceae. The transcript is spliced from 3 exons. Bases 1 to 1425 code for a protein of 474 amino acids. The record is from RefSeq and is a predicted model, not a curated record.